AUGCCUUGCUCGGUCCCGGGAGGGAUCCGGUCGAGGGGAGGAACCCCCGCGCCUCGCGCCGCCCUGCGGACCGGCCCCCGCAGCGGCCGAGGGACCCUUCGGCUACCUCGGCCCAUCCAGGCGCCGCCAGGCCACCUCCUCUCCCAGGCCCAGCGCCUCCCUGGCCCAGAUCCACCCCGCGCCACCGACCCCAUAGGCCUGCCUCGCCCCGACCAGCCCAGCUUCCCAGCCGGCCCGAUGGCCCAAGUCUCCCACAUCGCCGCCGGCCGCAUCUGUGUCUCCGCGCCCGCGGCUCCCGCCGCAUCGACCGCGUCCCCGCCCGCUUCCACAACGGUGGCCGUUGAGGGUAAGCCCACGGUGUUCGUAGCCGAGAGGAUGGGCGCCGCAGGGCUGCCGUUGGUCCAGGAGUUCGCCAUCGACUGCUCCUACGGCCUCUCCCCCGAGGAGCUCCGGGCCAAGACCUCGCUCUGCGAUGCGCUCAUCGUGCGCUCUGGCACCAAGGUCGGCCGCGAUGUCUUCGAGGCCUCCGGCGGCCGGCUCCGCGUCAUCGGCCGCGUGGGCGUCGGGAUCGACGGCGUCGAUCUCACCGCCGCCACCAAGCACGGCUGCCUCGUCGUCAACGCGCCCACAGCCAACACCGUCGCUGCCGCCGAGCACGGCAUCGCGCUCAUGUGCGCCAUGGCCCCGAACAUCGCCCAAGCCGACACAUCCCUCAAGGCUGGUUGCUAUUGA
Molecule: messenger RNA, 732 nt
Organism: Hordeum vulgare subsp. vulgare (domesticated barley)
Lineage: Eukaryota; Viridiplantae; Streptophyta; Magnoliopsida; Poales; Poaceae
Product: D-3-phosphoglycerate dehydrogenase 3, chloroplastic-like
Exons: 3
Coding region: 1-732 (243 amino acids)
Cellular component (GO): chloroplast stroma
Molecular function (GO): phosphoglycerate dehydrogenase activity; NAD binding
Source: RefSeq, a predicted model, not a curated record